AGCUCUAAGUUCAGUUAGUUCUUCUACGACGCUGCCUACAGGCUACAACAAUAUAAUCAUCUGGGCAGUGCGAGCAGUUCGUGCGCUCACCCCUGUUUCUCUGCUCACCCGUAGUUGACAGCCUUCUGAUCCUCGGAAAACCGAGAGCAAAUGGCUUGCAAUGUGGAGCUUCUUUCAAAGAUCGCCGCCGGGGACGGUCACGGCGAGAACUCGUCCUACUUCGACGGGUGGAAGGCCUACGACAUGGACUCUUUCGACCUGCAUCACAACCCCAAGGGCGUCAUCCAGAUGGGCCUCGCCGAGAACCAAAUGUCGCUGGACCUGAUCGAGGAAUGGAGCAUGAACCACCCAGAGGCGUCCAUCUGCACGGUGCAUGGCGCCUCGCACUUCAAGAGGAUAGCCAAUUUCCAGGACUACCAUGGCCUGCCGGAGUUCAGACAGGCGAUGGCAAAGUUUAUGGGGCAGGUGAGGGGAGGGAAGGCCACGUUUGAUCCUGACCGAAUCUUGAUGAGCGGAGGUGCCACCGGCGCGCAGGAUACACUCGCCUUCUGCCUCGCCAACCCCGGGGAGGCUUACCUCGUGCCCACGCCAUACUACCCAGCUUUCGACCGUGACUGUUGCUGGAGAUCAGGAGUCAAACUACUGCCGAUCGAAUGCCACAGCUCCAACGACUUCACGCUAACUAAGGAGGCGCUCGUGGCGGCGUACGACGACGCUCGGAGCAAGGGCAUCCGCGUCAAGGGCAUCCUCAUCACCAACCCCUCCAACCCGCUCGGAACGAUCAUGGACCGCGGCACGCUGGCGAUGCUCGCCACGUUCGCCACGGACCACCGCGUCCACCUUAUCUGUGACGAGAUCUACGCGGGCACCGUGUUCGCGCAGCCAGAGUUCGUAAGCAUCGCCGAGGUCAUCGAGCGCGACGUCCCCGGCUGCAACAAGGACCUGAUCCACAUCGUGUACAGCCUCUCCAAGGACUUCGGCUUCCCCGGAUUCCGCGUCGGCGUCAUCUACUCGUACAACGACGCCGUCGUGGCCUGCGCGCGCAAGAUGUCCAGCUUCGGGCUCGUGUCGUCGCAGACGCAGUACUUCCUAGCUAAGAUGCUCUCGGACGAGGAGUUCAUGGGCCGCUUCCUCAGGGAGAGCGCGCGGCGGCUGGCGGCGCGGCACGAGCGGUUCACCUCGGGCCUCCGCGAGGUCGGCAUCGGGUGCCUGCGCGGCAACGCGGGGCUGUUCUCGUGGAUGGAUCUGCGGGGCAUGCUCCAUGAGAAGACGCCGCAGGCGGAGCUGGAGCUGUGGCGGGUGAUCAUACACAAGGUGAAGCUGAACGUGUCGCCCGGCACGUCGUUCCACUGCAGCGAGCCCGGGUGGUUCCGCGUCUGCCACGCCAACAUGGACGACGAGACCAUGGAGGUCGCGCUCGACCGCAUCCGCCGCUUCGUGCGCCAGCACCAGCACCAGAAGGCCAAGGCAGAGCGCUGGGCCGCCAUGGGGCAGCUCCGCCUCAGCAUGCCGCGCCGGGGAGGCGCCGCCGCUUCGCACCUCGCGCUCUCCAGCCCCAUGGCGUUGCUGUCGCCGCAGUCGCCGAUGGUUCACGCCGCCAGCUAAUCACGGACAAGUUAGUGAAGCUGAUAGGGUGUGCUGUACAUAGUCGCACGUCCUUUUUUCGAUCGCAUGGUCGCACAUAGACGUGUUGCCGCAAGUCCAUGUGAUCGUUUGUGGAAAAGAUUCGACACGCAUGCGCGGCACGUAGCUAGCUUGACACUUUACGGACGCAGACGUUGUAUAGGCAUCAGGUGUAGGUAAGCAGGACAUAUUCGUCCUCGAUUUUUUCGUACAAAUGACAGAAUAAUGAUCGGAUAUGGUAAUUGAGGCCUCUCGAUCAGUUGUCGUAAAACUGUGACAAAGGUUUAGAAUUGAAGCUGUACCACAACACAUGUAUAAUACAUUCAUUUACCAAUUAUAAACUAUCCAUCGAGUUACUCCA
This is a messenger RNA of Phragmites australis (common reed), 1984 nucleotides long. RefSeq names its product 1-aminocyclopropane-1-carboxylate synthase 2-like. Gene Ontology annotation, biological process: amino acid metabolic process; biosynthetic process. The record is from RefSeq and is a predicted model, not a curated record. The coding region runs from base 151 to 1605 and encodes 484 amino acids. Gene Ontology annotation, molecular function: transaminase activity; pyridoxal phosphate binding. The transcript has 4 exons. NCBI's taxonomy places the organism in Eukaryota, Viridiplantae, Streptophyta, Magnoliopsida, Poales, Poaceae.